Phyllostomus hastatus (greater spear-nosed bat) is the source of this 1788-nucleotide messenger RNA. It is a transcript of the gene NTMT2, whose product is annotated as N-terminal Xaa-Pro-Lys N-methyltransferase 2. Lineage: Eukaryota; Metazoa; Chordata; Mammalia; Chiroptera; Phyllostomidae. Bases 124 to 975 code for a protein of 283 amino acids. The record is from RefSeq and is a predicted model, not a curated record. Gene Ontology annotation, biological process: N-terminal protein amino acid methylation. Gene Ontology annotation, molecular function: N-terminal protein N-methyltransferase activity. Gene Ontology annotation, cellular component: cytoplasm. The transcript has 4 exons.
AUAGAUGGACAGGGCACUGGUUUAAAAUGACAGUCUCAAGUUCAUGUGGGAAGAGAAAGCUAGUUCAAAGGAGCAGCCGGGCGAGCCUCCUCUCUCUCGGAAUAACAUUAGCCCCCCUUCCCCAUGGCCCACCUGGGAGCCCACUUCGCCUUUAGGUCCCGCUGGCAGAAGACCGACGAUGACCUCUGCCGACACAGCAUGUCCUUUGUCCUUCACAAAGCCAUUCAAAACGACUUCUUCCAGAGCUAUCUGUACCUGCUGGAAAAAAUCCCCCUGGUGAAAUUGUAUGCCUUAACAAGUCAAGUCAUCAAUGGCGAGAUGCAGUUCUAUGCCAGAGCCAAACUCUUCUACCGAGAGGUACCAGCUACAGAAGAGGGGAUGAUGGGAAAUUUCAUUGAACUGUCCAGCCCGGAUAUCCAGGCCUCUCAGGAAUUUCUUAGGAAAUUUGUUGGGGGGCCCGGGAGAGCUGGGACGGACUGCGCCCUGGACUGCGGCUCUGGGAUAGGAAGGGUCAGCAAGCACGUCCUGCUGCCGGUUUUCAACAGCGUGGAGCUGGUGGACAUGAUGGAGUCCUUCCUCCUCGAGGCCCAGAACUACCUGCAGGUCGAUGGGGACAAGGUGGAAAACUACCACUGCUACGGCCUGCAGGAGUUCACGCCCCCGCCGGGGAGAUACGACGUCAUCUGGAUCCAGUGGGUGUCCGGGUACCUGACCGAUAGAGACCUUCUCGCCUUUCUCUCCCGGUGCCGAGAGGGCCUGAAAGAGCGCGGCGUCAUCAUACUGAAGGACAACGUGGCCCGCGAGGGCUGCGUGUUCGACGCCUCGGACAGCAGCGUGACGCGGGACACGCACAUCCUCGGCAGCCUCAUCCGGGAGAGUGGGCUGGUGGUGCUGGGCCAGGAGAAGCAGGACGGCUUCCCAGAGCAGUGCAUGCCCGUGUGGAUGUUCGCCCUGCGCGGCGACGCGUGCCGCUGACCCGCGGCGCAGGCGGGGGCUGAGAGGCGCGGCGGUGCUCCGGGACGCGGGAGCUCCCCUCCGGGGCGCACCGUCGUCCACGGAGGGACGGCGAGAAGGGACGCAAUGCGUGUGUGGAAACGACGGGUGACGUCGUAUGUACCACUUCCACUCAUUAAAGAAGUCCAUGCAAACGCUCUGGAUUGUCCGAAAGAUAAGUGAAGCGAAACAUCGGGGAAAAAAUGCCGGCUGUGUACCGAAACUGUACGCGUGUGUGCCCAGGAACAGGCGAGGGAGCCACCCGGCCUCGGGCCCUGAAGACGCGCGAGGCAGAGGACGCACUGAGGUCUGACCCCUUCUCUGCCCGCCCUCGGGCCGGUGCGCUGCACGGCCUUCCUCUUCCUGCGGCCACUGCUCUAAAACCGCCCCCUCCCCCGGUACGAAAACACCAAAGGGCUCUUAUGAAAACGAGCCCAUUACUUGUCUUUAGUCUCUCUCUGGACAGAAAAGUACAUGGUUUCCCUUUCUGUUUUGGGUCAGUUCCCCGCCCAGGGAUGUCCUACGCAGGGAAUCUGCUGACCGAAGGCUGCAUUUCUGCGGUGGGGAAGGGGCUCCACUUUCAGGAGAAAGCGUCGUUGCCUUGAACUUGCAGCUGUGCGCAUGCAAGUAAGUGUCACUGGUGAUGCAGUUUUAGCCAGUGGCUCCCGGCGCUGCUUGCCUCCUUGCAGGGCCCCUGGUUCCCUGGCUGGUGUGGAUGCACACGGGACAGAAAAGCGAAAUGAUAAACCUGAAACGUGAACUAGCGGGAUUAAUGUAAGGCACUGGGUAGCUAAA